ACAAUAAAAGGCUUAAACGUUGAGAUACGGAGACACUUUUGUGCAGAUUUUUUGUGAGGAAACACUAACAAAAUGGCGGAAAAAGCAACAAUUCCGUAUGAGAUCAAAAACGUCACGGAAGAAGAGGACAAGCUGGUGAAAAAGUACUACAAAGACUAUGUUCGCCCGUUCAUCCGUGUUGGGCCUCAUGGAUACUUCUGGAUGGCAGGUUUUGGUGAUCACGCCGGAGAUAUAUACAAUCUUGAAGUCAGACCCGAUGAUAUUUGGGUCGUCUCAUUUUCUAGAUCAGGUACCACGUGGCUACAAGAACUGGUGUGGUUGAUUGCAAACAAUCUGGAUUACGAGGGUGCUGCAACCACACCACUUACAAAAAGAUACGCAUUCAUUGAAUAUCCUACACAGACUUCAGAAAUAAGAAAAGAACAACCGCCAUCAGUCAACAGCAACCAUCGAGCAACAUUCGAUGACUUCAGAAAUCUACAUAAUCUGACUUCACCACGUUUUGUUAAAACUCAUCUGCCGCUGUCUCUGUUGCCGCCGAAAUUACUUGACACGGCUAAGGUACUUUACAUAGCGAGAGAUCCUCGCGACGUCGCCGUGUCAUUCCAUUUUAUGCACAAACUAUUCAGAUAUUUCGACGAGGGCGUCACGUUCGAAGAGUUCUGGGACCUCUUUAAAAAAGACUUAUUAUUACAUUUGCCGAUUUUCCCGCACAUAGAAGAGGCUUGGGCGAAACGGGACCAUAAAAACAUGAUGUUUUUAUUCUACGAGGAAAUGCAAAAGAAUCUACAAUCUGUGAUAGACAAAGUAUCCAAAUUCUUCGGUAAAGAUUAUACUACUGAACAGAAAGAAAAACUGGCUGAAUAUCUUAGUUUUGAAAAUAUGAAGAAGUCAUCUGGUUUCAAAUUUGGCAAAUCCGAAAAUAAAGAUAGCGAAAUAACAUUUAUGAGAAAAGGUAAAUCUGGCAACUGGAUUAAUUAUUUUAAUACAGACAAAAUGAAGAAAGAGGCCGAAGAAUAUUUUGAGAAACACAUGAAGAAUACGGACCUACGCUUCCCAGAAAUUAAUUAAGAUGUUGAACGUGUUGCUCACAUAUCUAUGUUAUUUUUUGUAAUUUACUAUUAACACUAUUUUAUUAAUAAUUACACAUAUUCU
Messenger RNA from Vanessa tameamea, 1155 nucleotides. RefSeq names its product sulfotransferase 1 family member D1-like. Gene Ontology annotation, molecular function: sulfotransferase activity. NCBI's taxonomy places the organism in Eukaryota, Metazoa, Arthropoda, Insecta, Lepidoptera, Nymphalidae. Bases 73 to 1071 code for a protein of 332 amino acids. Gene Ontology annotation, biological process: sulfation. The record is from RefSeq and is a predicted model, not a curated record. Gene Ontology annotation, cellular component: cytoplasm. The transcript has 9 exons.